Molecule: messenger RNA, 1485 nt
Organism: Phaethon lepturus (White-tailed tropicbird)
Lineage: Eukaryota; Metazoa; Chordata; Aves; Phaethontiformes; Phaethontidae
Gene: BCAS1
Product: breast carcinoma amplified sequence 1
Exons: 9
Biological process (GO): myelination
Source: RefSeq, a predicted model, not a curated record
AUGGGGAACACAAUGAGUGUCCCAGAGGAAACUGAAGAAGACAAUACAUGCACAAUAAAGAGCUAUCAGGCUCUAUCCGAAUCUCCUGACAAUAUUAAAAAUGGAUCUGUUGCAUUUGUUCAGACUCAUUCUCCUGCAAUGAAUGGUGACGUGGAUGCGAAGGCAAGUGUUACACGGGAUAAUGCGGCCGUUUCUUCCCUGAAGACAAGGGAGCAGAGCCCCGUUCCCGACGCGGGCGGGCAGAGCCUCGGGAGCGCUGCCAGGAAAGCUCUGCCAUCUGCUAAACGCCGCUCUGUCUUCGCGUUUUCAUGGUCCGUACCAGGGCGUACCGAAGAUCCAGCUACAGAUUCAUCAGCUGGAUCGGCAAAGCCUGGUGUCAGCUCCGAGGCGCCCGGAGUGAACAAAGCACCAAGUGACGGCGCGGAGGUUCCCGCAGCGGCUGCGCAGGAGGGAAACGCGCAUAAAAACCGGACCCAGGCCCCGUCGGCAGCACCGCUUCACGGCACCGAUAUCGCGGCACCAGUGACACCUGAGGGAGAGGAUGCAGCUGCCUCAAGGCCAAAACAAGUGACCUUCUUUGACAGGAUCUUCAAACUGGAGAAGGGGAAAGAAAGCAGUAAAACGCAAAUUGAUGCCCCGGAGGAAAGGCAGACUUCAGACCUUCCUGACGGGCGCAUCACAGCGAAAGAGGCGGCUGGAUUACAGAGCACAUCAAACGGUGUCCCACGGGGGAAGGAGAUAGAUGACUGCAACCAAAAAGACCUACAGCAGGACUCGGCAGGUGUCAACGGUCUUGCUGCUGAGCAACCCGAAAAGGCAGAGGUAAAGCAAGACAGCCUCCAACCAGCUGCUGCAGUAGAUAACUCCGUCAUGAGUUUCCUUAAAACACUGGUCUCCCCAAGCAAAUCUGAAGCCAAAAGUGAUUCAGAAGACAAGGGAUCAAAAGCAGAAAAAGGCCAUGGUGCGCAACCUGCCCCGAAGACACCGGCAGAAUCCCAAACUAAAGGAGCCAAGAAAAAGAAGGCAGAGAGUCCCAAGCUAGGACACAGUACAUUUAGCAAGCUCUUUAGGCAUAAGGCUGCAAAAGAGACCCAACAGACGACUACUACCAAAAGCGCUGAACGGCAGUCUGUUACCUCUGUAAAACCAGACAAAAACGCCCCUUCCUCUCAAGAGCCGCAGACAACUAAGCAGAACACAAAAGCCCCCGAGCCCGCAGCCCAGCAGCAGGCAGCGGCCCCCGAAGCCCCCAGAGAAGUGACGAAGGAGAAGGCGGCGUCCGCUCCGAUGCCGCUGAGCAAGCUCUUCUGGAAGAAGAACGCGUCGGAAGAGGCAGAGGUGGGGAGCAGUGAAAAAGCAGACGCGUCUCUAGAAGCUGCGGCUCCUGCCAAGGACGAGAGCGGCAGCCCAGAAGCUGCAGAAGCGAAACCCAGGAGAGAAGAAAGUAAAACCCCCAAGGCAAACCUGAGGAAGUUUUUUAAACUG